This is a messenger RNA of Colletotrichum gloeosporioides, 924 nucleotides long. RefSeq lists its product as uncharacterized. The coding region runs from base 1 to 924 and encodes 307 amino acids. The transcript is spliced from 2 exons. The record is from RefSeq and is a predicted model, not a curated record. NCBI's taxonomy places the organism in Eukaryota, Fungi, Ascomycota, Sordariomycetes, Glomerellales, Glomerellaceae.
AUGGCUUCGGUCACCAAGCUAUGCGAGUAUUGCUCGCUGAUCGACUUUGGCUACCUUCGCAAUCCUACUGCCGCGGAAAUUGACUCUCUCAACGCUGGCGGAAGGCCUACUGAGGAUCGAUUCCCCCUCAAGUUUGGCCAGCCUAUCGACGGCGACCCGAGUUGGACCUUGGGUCGCACGAGCCGAAUUCGUGCCUCGGCGGCCACCUGUGUCUUUUGCGAAGCUGUCAAAGACGUUCUGGAUCAGUACAAUGAUGAGCUUAGAAAAUUGGCUGGUGUUGGCUUGACCGAUCCCUUGUGCUAUGCUACAUGUGACAUUGCCGGGGCCUUACAACCUCCAAAGGGCACUAUUUGGGAAGGAGCUCAGCCCGGAGAGGCGAAUCCGGAGUUUAUCAUGAGACGUUUGGCAAUUUACUUCAUUCCUUUCGGCGAGAACAGCAAAAAUGGACUAAAUCCUGGACGCGUGGGCUUCAAGGAGGCGUCUUGGAAGCGGAUAUUUCACUGCUUCCAGACGUACGAUGUCGCAAGAUCGCAGGAUUCCUUCAACGCGAGAACCUUCUUUGGAGGCACUCAUAAUCCAAGCGACAUUCUCUUUGCGGGGAGAACCAGGCCAUCCAAGGUGGACAUGCGUCUUCCGAUUCAAUGGGUUAAACAUUGCAAGGAAAACCACACCUCAUCGUAUGUAGAAACGAUGGGAAUUGUGGAACGCACAGACGUGCUACUCAAAGAUCUGAACUACAUGACUUUGAGCUACGUGUGGGGUAAAACCCCCCAGAAUGAGAUGUUAUUCGAGGGGAAUCGCAACAAGCUACGGAAAGAGAAUUCACUCAGAGGCCGCCUCUCUCGGACCAUCGAAGAUGCCUGCAAAUUCACGAAAGACAUGGGGACUCGAUACAUAUGGGUAGAUGCUCUCUGUAUUGUUUAG